AUGCGGUUCUGGGACAGUCCGUCACAAGAUUUGCCAUAUUCAUUUGAAGAGGUAGCAAGUAUAUUUUGGAAUCGUUAUCCUAAUUCUAAAGCUCAGCAUGUAAUCAGUGAAGAUGUGCUUGAACGAAAGGUUAUCGGAGAUCAGAUAAGGACAAAAAAAUUAAUUGUUAAAAAAGGUGCUUCAUUUCUCAAAGCCGCUCCAAGAUGGUUAACAAAACUUAAUAAUAUACAGGUUAUUGUGCCGACAUUGGAAGAAAGUAUUUUUGAUCGUAAAACUCGUUCGCUUACCACUUAUACACGAAAUAUUUCAUGGGUUUCAUUUUUCAAUAUACAUGAAAAGUGUAUUUAUCGACCUGUUAUUUUUGAUUCUCAAACUAGCCUUCAACGGUCAUUGUAUGUGUCAGUUUUGCAUGGAAGAAUUAGUGCGAUCAUUGAACGUGUUGUUUUAAUGUCUUUUCGCAAAUCAGUAAAAAAAACUGUUGCUGGCUUGCUGGAAAAAUUAGAAGAAAGCAUUUUCAAAUCGUUAUCCUCGAAAAAUGUUUCUCAGAAGGCUGCUGCUAUAAAAGACAAGUUAAUGUCAAAUAAAAAUAUCAGCUUCGAGAAAGUUUAA
This is a messenger RNA of Dracunculus medinensis (Guinea worm), 609 nucleotides long. The record is from the annotation of a GenBank genome assembly. NCBI's taxonomy places the organism in Eukaryota, Metazoa, Nematoda, Chromadorea, Rhabditida, Dracunculidae.